UGCGCAAAGCCCACGGCAUGGAGCUCUUAUCUGAUGAGGAACAAGUAUGGGCCAAAGAUGUCCUAACCGGUCUGGGUUACGAGGUUGAAGUAGAACUUUUGUCCCAGUUCAGCCAGAGAGGGGAGGCUGCUUUGUCGGACUCCUCGUCAGAGCCCUUGUUGGCUGUGCAGAGGGAUUUGAAGGAGCUUGGUGUCAGGGACUUCAUGGAAGGCAUACCCAAGGGCACUCCGAUGCGUCAUAGGGCUUCCUUCAAACGCUUUCUCAAGGCAUUGAAUGGAUUGGACCGAGGAGAUUCAGAAGAUGAAGGGGAAGAAGCAAAGGAAACCACGGAAGCCAAGGAAGCAGAGAAACCGAAGCUACUCGUGGACCCAGAUGUGGUGGAAGUGCCAGACCUGUCUCAGGAGGCACGGUUCAACCUGACUGUGCACAAUAUCAGCUCCUCGUCCUCGCACGACAGUCACACGUUGAAGGUCCGUGUCAUCCACAAUUGCAGGUUUGUGGAAUACACCUUGAUGACCUCGAAGCACGCGAAGCUGUACCUUGAGGAGGGAUCCUACUUGAGCAUCGUCUCUGAAAACGAUGCGGGUGGUCCUCAGUUGCAUCGAGGAAUGUCCACCGGGGGCCUCAAAAAAGGUGGACUUGUGUAUGCCAGCAUGAGAACUCAGAGACACUUUAAUCUGGGCUAUGGAGACCCUCUUCCGGCUCUGAUGAAGGGAGCGAGCGCCUACCAUCUGGUUUUUUUUGAGUCUGAUGCUGUUAGACUUUGGCAUACUCAGUAUGGUGAGGACAAGUCUGCUUCGAAUCUGACUGAAAUGGAAGUAAAUAGUUCCUGCGUGGUGGUUCCACGUGAGAAAUCCAUUGUGCAUCUGCAGUCUUGGAAGGCCCAGGGCGCGAACAAACAGAUGCCUCGAGAAUCCAUCAACGAAGAGCUUGCGGCGGCACAUUUCAGCAACAGACAUGUGUAUCUCCAAAAGAUGAACAAGAUCGAUCACUGGACAGGAAGCCAACUAAGUGACCAUGACGACUGGGAUGCAGAGGCUGAUCUCAAAAAGGUCGAGCCUCAGGAUUUUGUGAUUUCCCAUGAACGCUUUCAUAUCGUUCUGCACAACCUCUCGCCGGAGAAUGCGAAGUUCCAGUUGAAUGUGAAGGUGACAUACGAGCAGGGCCAGGCGGAGUACACGUUGGACAGUCAUAGUUGUGCAACCCUUCAUUUGCCACAGGAUUCACUCCUCGAGGUGGAGUCAGAGUCUCUGGAGGAAUGGCAAGCCAAAAAGUCUAUGAAUGUGGAGUUACAGUCUUUGAAGCCAGGUGCCAAUGUGUACGUGCUGAGCGAGCCUGACCAUGAAACCGCUACCCCAUGUGAAAAUCAGCUACUUUGUUUUGCUAUUGUCCUUAUGGCUACCGGCGUGGGUCUGCCCUUGGGCAUCAUUUUGUUUUGCAUCCUUAGCACAAAGUUCAAGGAACGGCACAAAAAGUUUCCUUUACUCAACUUAAGCCACCAGAAUGGCCUUCCUUCAAAAGGGCGAAGCUCAGCAUCCUCCACGCUUUGGCAUUUCCUCGGUCAAGGUCCGGAGACCAUGUUUGCACGAUGCAUACUCGGAGAUGCCGACAUCUCUGGGAUUGCCUUGGCUCCUGGUGAGAGCUGCGCUAUGGAUGCCAGGACCGGAGCUGCGUUUCAGAUUGCCAUCCGGGAACAGGCCCAAGCAGCUCGUGGCUAUGGAGAUCUCGGCAGCGAGCUGAGAGAAAUGAUCCGUGAAUGUGAUGGACGUGAUGGCCUCAGCCAGCGCCAUGUCUAUGUCUGGAAGACCAAAACCAGGAAGACCGAAGGGAGGACCAAAAGGACCAAAAUUGAAAUGAAGAUUGCGCCAGGAAGUCUUGUUGGAAAGCAUCCCCAGACAUGGGACGCCUUCAAGGACUUGGAACGCUCUGCGCAUGUGGAUGUGGAGGACAACACGCCAUCCAAUAUGCCGUCCAACAUGCCCUCCAACAUGCCAUCCAAUGCGCCCAGCAAUCGGCCUGAUUCCGGAAAUCGGCCUGAUCCCCCAGGGGUGGUAGCAGAAGAGCCUUGAUUUUCUGGCAGAUGAUGGCCUGAAGUUCGAAGAACUUUUUUUUUGGUUUCACCAGUUUUCGGCAUUUCUUGGCAGCUGAGUGAAGGUCUGAUAUGGUACCCCAAAAUUGGGAUGCCCUGUCAAAGGUAUUUUGCUUUCAAAGAGACGGCUUCACAGCCCAAACUCGCCCGUUGGUGGUUUCAAAUACGUGGUUCUCCAUCCCCACGGGGUGAUGGCAGUGAUGAUGAUGAUGAUGAUGAUGAUGAUGAUGAUGAUGAUG
Cladocopium goreaui is the source of this 2328-nucleotide messenger RNA. NCBI's taxonomy places the organism in Eukaryota, Dinophyceae, Suessiales, Symbiodiniaceae. The record is from the annotation of a GenBank genome assembly.